This is a messenger RNA of Rhodamnia argentea, 2364 nucleotides long. RefSeq names its product TORTIFOLIA1-like protein 3. The record is from RefSeq and is a predicted model, not a curated record. Gene Ontology annotation, cellular component: microtubule. The transcript has 5 exons. Gene Ontology annotation, molecular function: microtubule binding. The coding region runs from base 194 to 2089 and encodes 631 amino acids. Lineage: Eukaryota; Viridiplantae; Streptophyta; Magnoliopsida; Myrtales; Myrtaceae.
GGAGCAGAAGCACAGCACGGCACAGCACGGCAUCGAAAAAGUGCACAGACACUCUCUCUCUCUACCCCAGCCGAGGCCGAUGCCGCCGGCGAUAUCGCCGGAGAUGCCGGCGGCGCCACCUUCUCCUCCUGCCUCCUAAUUCCGCCCACUUCCACCACCGCGACCGAAUCGCCGCCCGCCGGAAACCGCCACAAUGCCAGCCUACACUCCUCCGCAACCGCUGCAGAACCUCAAGCAGAGGGUUCUCACCUGCAUCACCAAGCUCGCCGACCGCGACACUCACUCCAUCGCGUCCUCGGAGCUGGACUCCAUUGCUCGGUCGCUCGAUCCGGCGUCGUUCUCGGCCUUCAUCUCUUGCAUCAACUCCACCGACGCGUCUGACAAGUCUCCGGUGCGCAAGCAAUGCGUGAGCCUCCUCACGACUCUCUCGGUCACUCACGGCAACACUCUCUCUCCUCACCUUCCGAAGAUGAUCUCCGGCAUCACGCGCCGCCUCCGCGAUCCGGACUCCGCCGUCCGAUCCGGCUGCGUCAGCGCCACUGCUGCUCUUGCCACGAACGUGAACAAACCUUCCUUCGAUUCGUUCCUGAAGGCUUUCUCCGACGCACUCUUCACCGAGCAAGACGUGAACGCGCAGAUGAGCGCGGCUCUGUGUUUAGCGUCGGCUAUCAAUGCUUCGCCGGAUCCUGAGCCUGCAAAGUUGUGCAGGUUGUUGCCGAGGUUCGAGAGACUGUUGAAGGCCGACGCUUUUAGGGCGAACUCGGCGGCACUGACGCUGAUUGAGAGCGUAGUUGGUGUCGGCGCGGCUAGGAGCGAGGCAGUGUUGAAGAAUUUGGUGCCUUGUGUGCUUGGGUUCCUCAGUGGCGAGGACUGGGCUGCGAGGAAGGCCUCCGCGGAGGUUCUACUGAAAUUGGCGGUCGUGGAGAGAGAUUUGUUGGUGGAGUUUAAGCCCGCAUGCCUAAAGGUCUUUGAGAAUCGGCGGUUUGAUAAGGUGAAGGCAGUUAGGGAGGUUAUGAACCAGACGGUGGAGGCCUGGAAGCUGAUUCCUGAUCUUUCUGAGGAGGUGUCCACUCCGCUUCAGUCAGUCUCUUCUUCCAAAGAAAAUGCGAGUGACGGUCGUUAUCCAUCUACAUCAAGAACUCUCUCUUCUUCUGGAUCUGUUGGGCCUCAGAUGAGGAAAAAACCAACACCACCCAGCCGUCCAACUGCACUGACUGGUUCAUCUGCAUCUGCAAGCACUCUAAGGAAGAGAAGUCCACUGAAGAGUAGCAACAGAAAUGUCAGUCCCAUCCUUCGGAAGGUGGAUCAUAAGAAGCCUUCGGACUGGAAAGUUGAAAUUGCUAUUUCCAGAUCUACUUUAUCAAAGGGGACUGGUGGGGAUGAUCUCAGGGAGACGAAUGAAAACAUUCCUCAAAGAAAGAGCAGUGAGAUUUAUGAGGUCUCAAAGCCAGAAACUAAAAGAGCCCUUUUCAGCAAGAACUCAGAUGAGAAUUUGCCCAAGCCUAGUGGAUUCAGGUCUGGAUCUCGUGUGGUUCCAUGUCCCGAGGGGAGGUCUGAUUUUACGCUUGUAGCUAGUAACGCUGCUGAAGAUCACCACAGGAAUCACAAGGACUCUGAAGAUUUAUCAUUAAUCCGCAAUCAGCUUGUUCAGAUCGAGCAGCAGCAAUCAAGUCUACUAGAUCUCCUUCAGCGAUUCAUUGGGAGCUCACAAAAUGGAAUGCGUUCUCUGGAGACACGUGUGCAUGGUUUAGAGAUGGCAUUGGAUGAGAUCUCAUAUGACUUGGCACUAACAAGUGGAAGGAUGACUAGUACCAACUCCAAGAGAACCUCUUGUUGCAUGUUACCUACCGAUUUCUUGAGUUCAAGAUUUCGGAGGAAGCCAGAGGGUCGGUACUCAAGUUCCAGGUUCAUCUCUUCCGAUACACCAUCAGUAUCCUCCACACGCUUCAGAACUGAUAGGAGCUGUGACAAUGGAGUGUGUAAUUUGGAGAACCGCAGGUUUCGACAGCAGGGUGGUGCUGGCUUCAUGGUGAAUCCAUUGGCCAAGAUUCAUACUGAGAAUCGGUCAAUUCCUGAGAUGGUGCAGUAGCCAAUACAAUUGUCAGAUGCAUAGUUUUGUUUCCAUCAGAAACCGGAACCUCUGAAGUCGAGCAGCUUACCAGAUGGAAGGUUCUGCCUUUUAAGACUUUAAACUUCUCUUGUUGAAGUUCCUGUAAAGAUGAAUCUGGUGAGAGAGAGAGAAGACAAACAGAUUAAUUUGUCUGACUCUACGUGGGGCUGCCGGCAGAAGCCGUCACAGAUCGCCUUUUGCCAUAUUUGAAGUGAAAGAUCAAGAAACCAGAUGACAUCAACCUGGGCAUCCCC